AUGAAUGACAUUCUUGCUCAGGUUGCGACAAAUACAGAAACUGCAAAAAAUGUAGGAAAUGCUAUUUUGUACGAGACGGUGUUGACAAUCAUGGAAAUCAAGAGUGAGAGCGGUCUCAGAGUACUCGCUGUCAAUAUUCUUGGACGGUUUCUGUUGAAUCCAGAUAAGAAUAUAAGAUAUGUGGCGUUGAACACGUUACUCAAAACAGUUUCUAUUGACUAUCAAGCAGUGCAGCGCCAUCGCACUACUGUUGUGGAUUGCCUUAAGGAUCCAGAUGUGUCCAUAAGGAAGAGAGCAAUGGAGUUAUGUUUCGCUCUAAUGAACAAGACCAACAUAGCCAACAUGACGAAAGAGAUAUUGAUUUUCCUGGAAACUGCUGAUCCGGAAUUCAAGGUCGAAGAAACUGAUGUUGUUGAAGUUUUUGAACAUGUGCUGCCGUCGACACUAACUUCGUUAUCCACGAAAUGUUAUGCAGUAACUGCAUUGGCAAAAUUGGCAACCAGGUUUGUACUACUUCCAUUGUUCUCGGUGAUGUCUCAAUUUUUGAGUCGCUCAAGUAAGCGAUCACUCACUGCAUUGCUUUUAUAACU
This is a messenger RNA of Strongylus vulgaris, 590 nucleotides long. The record is from the annotation of a GenBank genome assembly. NCBI's taxonomy places the organism in Eukaryota, Metazoa, Nematoda, Chromadorea, Rhabditida, Strongylidae.